This is a messenger RNA of Hordeum vulgare subsp. vulgare (domesticated barley), 3675 nucleotides long. Its product is annotated as LRR receptor-like serine/threonine-protein kinase RPK2. Gene Ontology annotation, biological process: protein phosphorylation. The transcript has a single exon. NCBI's taxonomy places the organism in Eukaryota, Viridiplantae, Streptophyta, Magnoliopsida, Poales, Poaceae. Bases 23 to 3442 code for a protein of 1139 amino acids. Gene Ontology annotation, molecular function: ATP binding; protein binding; protein kinase activity. The record is from RefSeq and is a predicted model, not a curated record.
CUCUACUACUGUGCUCGCUCACAUGCUCCGACCUUCCAAGCCAAGCAAACCCCACGCCACCCCCACCCCCACCCCCACCCGAGGGCUCGCAACGCGGAACUUCACCCCAGCAGAGGUCCCCGUCGCAAAAACCCUGCCUUUAGCCGCCGCCGUGCUCCCGCGCCGGGUCCCGAGCCUCCCCCACUGUCUCGCUCCAUUGCGACGGCGGCACCCGCCGCCGCCGCGUCCCAUGGCCACCCUCCUCUCCCAAACCCUACCCACGCUGCUACUGCUGCUGCUGCUGCUGCUCGUCACGGCCGUUCGAGCGUCUGGUGCUGGAGGAGGCGGCGAGCGGGGGUCCCUGCUUAGCUUCAAGGCGGCCCUGACCGCCGACCCGGGCGGGCUCCUCCGCGACUGGUCCCCGGCGUCGUCCGACCACUGCCUCUGGCCGGGCGUGUCGUGCGGCGCCUCCGGCGAGGUCGUGGCGCUCAACGUCUCCUCGUCCCCCGGCCGCCGCCUCUCGGGCGCGCUCUCCCCGUCCGUCGCGGCGCUUCGCGGCCUCCGCGUGCUCGCGCUCCCCUCCCACGCGCUCUCGGGCCCGCUCCCCGCCGCGAUCUGGUCGCUGCGCCGCCUCCUCGUGCUCGACCUCUCCGGCAACCGCCUCCAGGGCGAGAUCCCGCCGUCGCUCGCCUGCACCGCGCUGCGGACGCUGGACCUCGCCUACAACCAGCUCAACGGCUCCGUACCCGCCGCGCUCGGCUCGCUCCUGGGGCUGCGGCGCCUCUCGCUUGCCUCCAACCGCCUGGGCGGCGCCAUCCCCGAUGAGCUGGGCGGUGCCGGCUGCCGCAGCCUACAGUUCCUCGAUCUCUCUGGGAACCUCCUCGUCGGCGGCAUCCCCCGGAGUUUGGGGAACUGCAGCAAGCUGGAGGCGCUGUUGCUGUCCUCCAACCUGUUGGAUGACGUCAUCCCGCUGGAGAUGGGACGCCUCAGCAAUUUGCGGGCUUUGGAUGUGUCGAGGAACAGCCUGAGCGGCCCUGUGCCAGCGGAGCUUGGUGGUUGUGUUGAACUUUCAGUUCUAGUGCUGUCCAACCCUUAUGCGCUGGUUGGUGGUUUGAAUGCAUCGGAUAGUGAGGAUGUUGACGACUUCAACUAUUUCGAGGGAGGGAUUCCGGAUGUUGUUGCUGCGUUGCCCAAGCUGAGGGUGUUAUGGGCGCCAAGAGCUACGUUGGAGGGGGAGUUGCCGGGGAACUGGAGUUCUUGCCAGAGCUUGGAGAUGAUAAACUUGGGAGAGAAUCUAAUCUCUGGUGGAAUUCCUAAAGGGCUGUUGGACUGCAAGCAUCUGAAGUUCUUGAAUUUGAGCUCGAACAAGUUAACAGGUUCAGUUGAUCCAUCACUUCCUGUGCCUUGCAUGGAUGUGUUUGAUGUCAGCGGAAACCGGCUGUCUGGCUCGAUCCCAGUAUUUCUUUCAAAGGAUUGUCCUUCAUCUCAGCUCCCAUUUGAUGACCUGGUGUCAGAAUACUCUUCCUUCUUUGCGUAUCAGGCGAUUGCCGGCUUCUUUUCAUCUUCAGCAGUCGUAGCUACUGAUUUGACGAGUUACCAUAGUUUUGCCCAGAACAAUUUUACUGGAACAGUGACGUCCUUGCCGAUUGCUGCCCAGAAGCUGGGAAUGCAGGGUUCCUAUGCUUUCCUUGCUGAUGGGAAUAAUCUUGUCGGUGAGUUGCAACCUGGCCUAUUCAAUAAGUGCAACAGUUCAAGGGGUUUCAUUGUGGAUGUUACCAACAACCGAAUAACAGGAGGUAUUCCCGUAGAGAUUGGAUCAUUGUGCAGUUCUCUUGUUGUUCUUGGUGUUGCUGGUAAUCACCUUUCUGGUUUGAUACCGUCAAGUAUUGGGCAAUUGAAUUAUCUUAUCAGCUUGGAUUUGAGUAGGAACCAGCUUGGUGGUGAAAUUCCGGCUUCUGUCAAGAACUUACCACAUUUGCAGUUUCUCUCUUUGGGUCAUAACCUUCUAAAUGGAACUAUUCCAAAUGAUAUUAAUCAGCUGCAGUCUCUGAAGGUUUUGGACCUAUCCUCAAACCUCCUCUCAGGGGACAUCCCUCAUGCACUUGCUGAAUUGACAAAUUUGAGUGCCCUCCUCCUUGAUAAUAAUAAACUUACUGGGAAGAUACCAGCUGAGUUUGCCAAUGCGGCAUCGCUUACCGAGUUUAACGUGUCAUUCAACAAUUUGUCUGGUCCAGUACCAUCAAACAGCAGUGCAGUUGGAUGUGACAGCAUUAUUGGAAAUCCUUUGCUACAAUCUUGUCACACGUAUACCCUGGCUGUUCCCUCCGCUGCUCAGCAGGGUCGUGAUUUGAAUUCAAAUGACAACGAUACAGCGCCUGUGGAUCCACCAAACCAAGGAGGAAACAGUUCAUUCAAUGCGAUCGAAAUAGCUUCGAUAACAUCUGCAACAGCUAUUGUUUCAGUCCUUCUUGCUCUGAUUGUACUAUUUAUUUACACAAGAAAGUGCGCACCCUUUAUGUCAGCUCGAUCAUCUGGAAGAAGGGAAGUUAUAAUCUUCCAAGAAAUCGGAGUGCCGAUCACUUAUGAGACUGUUGUUCGAGCUACUGGAACUUUCAAUGCAAGCAAUUGCAUUGGAAGUGGGGGUUUCGGAGCCACUUACAAAGCUGAAAUUUCACCUGGAGUCUUGGUAGCUAUAAAGAGACUUUCUGUUGGGAGAUUCCAAGGAUUGGAACAGUUCCAUGCUGAGAUCAAAACUCUUGGGAGAUUAAGACAUCCCAAUCUUGUUACCUUGGUAGGCUACCAUCUUGGUGAAUCUGAAAUGUUUCUCAUAUAUAACUACUUGCCUGGAGGAAAUCUUGAGAGAUUCAUACAAGAGAGAUCAAAGCGACCAGUAGAAUGGAAGAGGCUGCAUAAGAUUGCUUUGGACAUUGCAAAAGCACUUGCUUAUCUGCAUGACACUUGUGUUCCUAGGAUCCUUCAUCGUGACGUGAAACCAAACAAUAUUUUGUUGGACACUAACCAUAAUGCUUACCUCUCAGACUUUGGGCUGGCAAGGCUCUUGGGAAAUUCGGAAACCCAUGCAACGACUGGUGUGGCUGGAACUUUUGGAUAUGUUGCUCCAGAAUAUGCUAUGACUUGCCGUGUUUCAGAUAAAGCUGACGUGUAUAGCUAUGGUGUUGUACUGAUGGAGUUGAUAUCAGACAAGAAGGCCUUGGAUCCAUCAUUUUCUCCUUAUGGUAAUGGGUUUAACAUAGUUGCUUGGGCGUGCAUGCUGCUUCGUCAAGGCCGUGCUCGUGAUUUCUUCGUCGAUGGUUUGUGGGAUGUGGGCCCGCAUGAUGACUUGAUAGAGGUGUUGCAUUUAUCAGUGAUGUGUACUGUUGAAUCGCUCUCUAUACGGCCAACUAUGAAGCAAGUUGUUCAACGACUAAAGCAACUCCAGCCCCCAAUACUUGAACGCCGAUGAGGGCGCAUGAUUCACUUACCGAACAUGUAGAAGGUACAGAUAACUGUAACUUGGGGCCCUUGAUGUUUUUUUCUUCUUCUAAUCAAUUGUUUAACUAGAUCUUAUCUUGUAGAUGCCAGCUUUGUAUAAUAGAGUUCCCCACUUAAUUGCCCACUAAUGUAUCUGCAGAUAAGAGAAGCAGAUGUAAAUUAACAAUCUUAGUUCUAAAGAUUUGAUUCACGAUUGGCUGACUC